Molecule: messenger RNA, 829 nt
Organism: Mercenaria mercenaria
Lineage: Eukaryota; Metazoa; Mollusca; Bivalvia; Venerida; Veneridae
Product: DNA ligase 1-like
Exons: 8
Coding region: 53-829 (258 amino acids)
Source: RefSeq, a predicted model, not a curated record
AAUUAUAUACGUCUGCAAAAUACAAUUAUUGGAUGCUGAAUUAAAGAAAAAUAUGGCAGAGACAGACAUAAACAGCCCUCCUCGACCACGACGUGUUAUGGCAUUUGAUGUCCAUUCAACACCACAAGCAACAUGUGCAAAAGAUAAGGUGUCCAAAGAUCGUGAAGAUGCCGACAUGCUGAUGAAGUUUGAAGAUGGUUUGGUCGAUAGAGCCGUGUCCGACCUGCCAAAUAUCGCAUCUCAAGUAUUCUCACUUAAUAAAGACCAGAACAGUGAAAUAAAACGGCAGCAGAAACUUCUUGCUUUCGUACAAGACAAGGUGAAAGAAGGAGAAGAAAAAGUGAAUGAGAUAGAGUUGGAGAUAAAAUGUGUCAUGAACAAAAUCUUCAUGAAAGAAGAAGAGGGUAAAGACAGUAACAAGAGGAUUAAGCAGAUGGAUGCUGAAAUUAAGUCAUUGAUAACGAAAGUCAUCGAUAAGGAACAAGAAGUUUCACAAAAAAAGGAAAAUGCAGACCUGGAAAUAAGAAAUCUUCAAAAGCAACUGGAAAAAGUAGAAAACUACAAAGAAAAUGUUAAACAGUCUGAACAGGCGACAUCCACUGCUUUCAAUGAUUUACAGAAAGUGAAAGAAGAGGUUGAGGAACUGAAGAAACAAAAGGAAAUCCUGGACAAAGAUCCCGAGGAUACGGAGAGACUUGUGUCAGGCGUGGUUGAGAAAGAACUCUCGUCCGAAAUCGAAGAUUUCAAGUCACAGCUUCUUCAAGGAGGUAGUGAUGUCAAAUUAAACAUCAUUAAGGUGUGUAUCACUUUUUUUCAAGCAUUAACUUGA